AUGCUUCGCCGUUCGGUGGCGCGACAGGCGCCGCGAUCGGCUCGCACGAUCCUGGGGAUCGAGAGCUCGUGCGACGAUUCGUGUGCGUCGGUCGUCCGCUCGGAUCGAACCGUUCUCUCGUCCGUCGUGGUGCGCCAGAACCACCAAGACACCCAGGGCAUCCACCCGCUGCAUGCUGCGCGAGGACAUCACCGGCAUGUGCCGCGGGCGAUUGCACAGGCCCUCGACGAGGCGCAGCUCACGAUCCACGACCUGGAUGGCAUCGGUGUGACGCGCGGUCCGGGCAUGCCUGGCUGCCUGGCGGUAGGCAUGACGGCCGCCAAGACUCUCGCGGCCGUGCACGCCAAGCCCCUCGUCUACCUGCACCACAUGCGGGCACAUGCACUCACGCCGCUUCUGACGGAGGCGCAGCCGCCAGCGUUUCCCUUUCUCACGCUUCUUGUUUCAGGGGGCCACACGAUGCUCGUGCUCGUGCAUAGCCUCGACCGCUUCGCCAUACUGGCAGAUACCCUCGACGACUCGGUCGGCAAUGCCUUUGACAAGUUUGCACGCGAGCUGCAGCUGGGAUGGCAGAGUGCAUCGGGUGCCCUCGUCGAGGCGUUGGCUGCACACGCACAGCCCCAUGAGCCUGUACUGCCCCACAUCCUGCUCGGCACACCCACAUUUUCGUACUCGGGACUACGCUCGGCGGCAGCGCGGCAUAUAGCCCGGGUCGGCGGCGCAGCAGCCAUGUCUCAUGCCGCCAAAGCAGCGCUGGCGCACGACUUCCAGGUCGCUGCCUUUGCACCGCUGGAGGACAAGGUCGUACGCGCGCUCGUGCCCCAGCAGCGCGGCUGGCAGCUCCCUGGCAUGGAUCCCAUGUCGAUUCGGAGUGUCGUAUGCAGUGGCGGUGUAGCCUCGAAUCAGUUUUUGCGGCACAGGCUGCGGUGCGCGCUCGACAAGCAUGGUCGAUCGGACGUGGCCCUGCACUUCCCGCCGCUCUCAUUGUGCGUCGACAAUGCCGCGAUGAUCGCAUGGGCCGCGCACCUGUACUGGCACACUCGGACGCACGAUAUGACGCCGCAUGUCGUUGCCAAGUGGCCUAUCGACGCCGCCUAA
Messenger RNA from Malassezia restricta, 1098 nucleotides. RefSeq names its product N6-L-threonylcarbamoyladenine synthase. Gene Ontology annotation, biological process: mitochondrial tRNA threonylcarbamoyladenosine modification. Lineage: Eukaryota; Fungi; Basidiomycota; Malasseziomycetes; Malasseziales; Malasseziaceae. The record is from RefSeq and is a predicted model, not a curated record. The coding region runs from base 1 to 1098 and encodes 365 amino acids. Gene Ontology annotation, cellular component: mitochondrion. The transcript has a single exon.